CUUCCUUUGGGUUUCCUUGCCAUGCAAUAUGUAUAAAAACAUGGGCAGAUGGUGUACUUAUCAUCAUUCAUAAGUUACCUUGCACUAAGAUAUCAAGUAAUCGUCAUCUGCAUAUAACUGUGCCCUGUUCAACAUGACAAGAUCCGUAUAUUUGGCUGUAAUUAGUCUCACACUCACUAUUACUUCUUCAAUAAUAUCAACGACAUCGUGCAGUCCAUUGGCCACUACGAAUCUCAGAGCACUGUUGGACGAGGACGAAAAUUCGGUUAUACAAGACCACGGAUCAGCAUUGAAGGAUCAUUUACUUGAAUCUGCAACUACACCAAGGCCCAAAUCUCAAACAGACGCACAAUUAUCCAACUCAAUCGGAGUGACAAAUUUUAUUUUGAACCCAAAAAAUCCAGAAGGAUCUCAACCAUCAUCUUCAUCACUGACGUGCCAUCCAGAUUCUUGCGGCUGUUCGGACGACUUUCAUCCAAUUUGUGGGUCUGAUAUGGUAACUUAUGGAAAUAAGUGUCUUUUCGAAUGCAAUAAGAAAUGUGAACCCAGCAUCGUUCAAAAUCAUGAGGGAUAUUGUGGACGCAUCUUCUUUAGAGAUAGGAAGACGGGUAAAGUACAAGAUCCCACGGUCCGCACAUAAUCAGAUCUCAUCAACUUUAGUAACAUUUCACUAAAUUUAUAAGCAUAUCUAGUCCGUAAAUGUAUCUUGUAAAUACGUACAAGUUCCCGUUAGCAUUAGUAUAUAUUAGUAUUAGUAUAUACAUAUGCAAACUCUAUUAACACAACUCAGGAGAUUGUAGAUUUUUGAAUUUAUUUUAUUGUUCAUGUAAAUAAAAUGUUUUAUUUAUGUAUACGUUUUGUAGAAAUUAAAUAGUACAAAUUUUUCAUAUGAAUGUUGUCCAUUUGUUUGAUAACAAUCCUCAAAAAAAAAUAUAAACAGGAAAUGUCCAGCAUAAAAUGCUUAAAAAUAUUUGUUAGUGUAAAUUAUACUCAUGCAAUUACUUAUCUCAUGCCAUUAUAAAGUGAAAACUUAAACCCAUAAAAUUCCAAAAUCAUGCACAUCACAUUAACUUGGUGGACCGUUUUUAGCAGCAAAUUGCAUUCGUUCAUCUUUGUCAUACUUACUUCUCACAUAUUAUCCCACUGCAUGGCAUCAUCCAGCAAAGUUUCUGCCCUGCAAGGAAACAUGUCUAAACCGAAACUUGAGAAAUAUUAUCAUACAUUGUACGAGAGGAUUCUUUCGAAAGAUUACGGCUUCGCUAUUUUCGGAGAACCUUGCGAUGCCGUAACAAUUGUUGAACUGGAAGAUCAUUUAAGCGUGGGAAAGAAAAUAAUGAAAGGUAUGAGUGAACUAUAUUUAAAGUUUACUUAUGCAAAUGAGAUGAUGUAAUAAAUACAUUUCUUAAUAAAUAUUGCUGCUAGAUCAAGACGUAGACGGAAAAUAUCACCGGGAUCGUCCCAUCGAAGACCACUUACGCCCUAAACUUCGAACGUUCUUUCUCCGCUCUCAGAGUACCUGUAAUUUCAAAAAAUUUCUAACUUGCGACAAAAUCUCGCGACGUUGCAAUUGUUCUCACAGCGCAAUGAUGCCGGAAGAAGGUGGUUGCAGUAUUCGAAUCGGGAAACAAUGCGCGUUCACCGAUCAACAAUUAAACCAAGCCGGAAUUCCAGUCGUUCCCGGUGAAGACGUGGAAAUCUCGUGUUCUGGCGAAGAUUCCGAAUGUGUCUCAAGUUUCGGGGCUUCAAAUAAAAUAUGCCGGUGCAAAAAUGGCUACGUCUCCUAUCCUGGCGGAGUUGAUUGCCGGUCAUCAUCUUCCAACAGUUUUGAUGACAGCGAUAAUGCCGAAAAUAGUGUUUUUUGGAUCGAUACAAAGACAAAAUCCACUGGUCGAGGGCGAAGCAUGGGGAAAAUUAAAGGAAAGUCAGCAUCACGCCACAUUAUUGGCAGCAAAAACAAUACGGACGACGAUACCAACGAGUAUUUCUUGUUCCCCGAAGAAAUAAAGACGGAUCUCUUGCAACUCAUGAAUCUUCGUGGAUUUGCGGCCACCGGAGAACGAAGGAAAGAAGCGUCGUCGCUCUAUGCAAAAAUGGAGGCGGACAACGACAAGGAGGAAAUGGUCAUCAGGGACAUUCACCUACGGAGGGCGGCCACCCUCAAAUUUGGAGACCAUUGCGACCCUGCGAAACAAGAGUUGCUUGAUCACCCACCUUUAGCAAUGCAGGGGGCGGAUUGGGUCGACCCUAAACCGGAGUCCAUCACGGCAUGGCAGACUUCCAUUUUACGAGAUAAGAGGCCACUCUGCAACUUCAACAAUGCGUUAAGAUGCGAUGCUACGAAACGUAUUUGUCAGUGUGAAGAAGGCAUGCUCUACCAAGAAAACAAGUGUCAUCUCAUGGUCGGAAGCAAUUGUGGGGACGACCACCAAGGAACAUUUGUCUUUGAUCCGUUAAAAAAUAAGAAGCGAUUUUCGGCCCCAUCUCCUCCAAGCUGUGUGUCUGGAGCUAUUUGUGAAUCCAAACCACUCUUGUUCACGUCGCAGUGCUGGUGUCCAGAGGGGAUGACUUGUGGUGGAGAAAGCAUUGCAUCACCGCCACUUUCACCCCCACCACCAUCACUUUACGCCGACAUCCGGGCAAGAUUCACCCUCCAUUUGGAGGACGAUUGCGAUCCAAAGGCUCACCUCAUGCUAGUGAAUCCUUCCGGUUCGGUACUUAUCAUGUCACGUCAUAACCAGAGGGAGGAUAUGUAUCUACGAAAAAUCGCUGUAUUUAAUAUUUAUGAAAUAUAUACGAAAAACAAAAAUCAGAAUUUUUGUAAAAUCUGUGAAUAGGUUUGAAUAUAAAUUCUUUCGAUCUUUAGUGAUCCAAUUUCUUUGAGCCAAAAAAUUUCGUCUCACACCGCUGAAAUAUAUACAAAUUACAAAAUAUACGUAUUUUUGAAGAAUGUAUAACAUAUUGACAUAUUUUUCAAAUAAUAGCGGAAAUACCUAUACAUACGUUUAUGUCUGAAAACCUGGAAAUAUUUAUGUAAGAAAAAAAUAUUUUGAAAUUUUUGCGAUUUAUAAGACUUUAGGGAACACACCCAGUUAGACUGUCUGUCGUCAUUAAAUGAAAAAGUUUAAAAUAAGUGCAUAUCCGCCUGCUGGUCAUCACCUUAUUUGAUAUUAGAAACUAGUGAUAAUUCAUUUUUAAUUCUGCAGAAAAACAAGUCAAAGAUUACAAAAUACGCCACCCGUCAAUUUUUGCAACUUGGAAAAAUUCCUAAACUGUUCCGCUGUCACGAAAAAAUGUGAAUGUUUCUCCUCUCUGACCGAAGAAGAUGGACAAUGUCGUGUUUCUAAUAGGGAAUCAUGUCUGGAAACUUAUUCUCAUGGAGUAGAAUUUUUCCCACGUGGACCACGAAUGUGGAAGAUCGAACAAGUGUUUCAACUCAAGUUUCAACCCGCAUGCAUUCAGAAUGCCGAUUGUGACAUUGACGAUCGAAAAUGCGUGUGUAACAAUGGGCAGGAUGGGAAAUUUUGUAGUGACGAGCAGUCCAAAAUUUCUACAAUACUGAAACGAAACAAUGUCGCUGGCUAUGAAGCUGACAAAGAUGUUAACGAAGUAUUCGAAUCGUUGAAUCAAUACUCUUCAAAUUCAGCCAGUGAUGGGAUUGAAUUAUAAUGAAAAAUGCAAGGUCGAGGGUGGAAUCAUGUCCGAGAGAAUAUUCAAGUUUUUCAUGGAAAUUGCAAACAGUGAUGUCAACAUUGCUGGGAGCAAAACCUUGUACCAAUACCAGAAGGCGUCUAAAUGGCUGAGUUACUUGAUUCGAACAGGCGUCAAGAGUAAAACAUAGGACUUGAUGACUUAUCAGCAAAAUCGUCAAAAUCAGCACAUUUUUUUAACAUUUCUCGGCUCUGGGAAUUUAUUUUAAAAUUCUGAACUACGAAUUUGUAGUCAGUAGCUUGAUUAAUAUUUAGAGUAGCGAUGAGUUUUUAAGCCAGUUUAGAUGAGUUUCAAUUUUUCUGAAGGCUUCUUUAACUUGAAAUCUCCUUCAAAAAUCGUCAAAUCUGGAGUAAAUACUUUUGAAAAAUUGGCAACGACUUGCUCUACAAAUUUGCCUUCCAGAAUUUCAAAUCCCUGAGCCGAGUAAUGAUUAAAAAUGUACUAAUUUUUUCCAAUUUGGCGAUGAGUCAUCGAGUCCUAAUUUUAAUUAUAAAUUCAAAAUCGCUAAAAUCCUCACAACCAAGAUAAACUUAUGUAAAGCUUAAAAAAAUUGAUUGAAUUUUUCCAGAACUUUGCAACGGAUUUCAAGGUUUAUUUUGUCAUCACACCUCAGAAAAAUGUCAAUGUUAUCCCGGCCACGUUUAUGAAGAUGGAGCAUGUAAACUUAAUGCUAAUCAAGACUGUGAUCCCCGCCCAGUAACAAAUUGGGUCCCGGUUUGUCGCAAAAACUCGAAAUGCAGUCCUUCCGUUAUCAACUUCCGGCAUACUUGCCAAUGCAAAAAUGGCUAUAGUGGAGAAUCAUGCUUAGAAAAUGCUACCCCGAAACCUUUAGAGUGCGAUUGAGAAAAUUUUACGGUAAACUGUGAAGUAAACCAAAAUAAUGACACCAACACCACCACAAAUGUCGAUUUAGAAAAUAAGUUAUACGACCUUGAGGACAUGCUGAACAAAAUCAAGUCAAACCGAAGUGCUCCUGAAGGUGAGAGCUGCAAUCCACAACUUGAACUCGUAUUCGCUUCACUGUUCCCGACUUUCCCCAACCAUGAUCUCCGAAAUCCUACCCAUUUGCCAAAGGGAAUAGAUCACAGUUGGGAAGUUUUGACCAAAAUUUUCAAUAGUUCCGAUAAGUCAUUUAUCAUUUGUGAUAAAACGGCUCACUUAUCAUGCAAAAAUGAAAGAUGCGUUUGUGACUUGUCAUGUCGUAACAAACAGAAUGAAGACUUGUGUCGUGAGAACGAACAUCUUCAAGUACACGAGGCUCACCUUGUAUCUAAAAUUUGCAGUUUUGUCGAAUGGUCGAAAAAAUUGAGGAGUUUAAUGUGAAAAAAUAAAAAAUAACUCACUAUUGACUAA
This is a messenger RNA of Folsomia candida, 5061 nucleotides long. RefSeq lists its product as uncharacterized. The coding region runs from base 1584 to 2834 and encodes 416 amino acids. Lineage: Eukaryota; Metazoa; Arthropoda; Collembola; Entomobryomorpha; Isotomidae. The transcript is spliced from 2 exons. The record is from RefSeq and is a predicted model, not a curated record.